AUGAAACUCCACCACCUCCUUCUGUCCAGCAGCUUUAUCUUCACCACAUCAACAGCCACGGCCACAGCUGAAGCAGACUAUAUCAUCAUCGGCGGCGGCACAACCGGCCUCCUCCUCGCCAACCGCCUCUCCGCAACCCCAACCACCACCGUCCUCGUCCUCGACCCGGGCAAAGACACCCGCACCAACCCCAACGUCACCAAUCCGACGCAAUGGCUCCGCAACGCACACACAGAGAUAGACUGGGCCUACCCCUCCACUCCCCAGCCGCACGCACUCAACCGCACCCUUUCAUACACGGCAGGCCGCAUCCUAGGCGGCACGAGCAUGAUCAACGGGAUGACGUACCUGCGCGCUGACAGGCCCGAGAUCGAUGCGUGGGAGGCACUCGGCGCUACCGGCUGGAAUUGGGGGUCCCUGUGGCCGUAUUAUCUGCGGACGGAAAAGUUUAGUCCGCCGUUGGGCUGGCAGGUGGAUGCUGGGGCGGAGGAUGUGCCUUCUUUCCAUGGGAGGGAGGGGAGUGUGGAUGUUUGUUUCACGAUGGAGUUGUCAACGACAGGAUUCUGGGAGAGGGUGAGAGAUGCGUGGGGUGGGUUAGGGGUGGGAUGGAACAAAGAUCCGAAUGGGGGGUCGGUUGAAGGGGUUGCGGUGUGGCCGCAGACGAUUGAUUGUAAGGAGGAUGUGCGGUGUAGUUCUGCUAAAGCGUUUUAUUAUCCUGUUGAUGGGAGGGAGAAUCUAGGGGUUGUUAGGGGGACAGUCAGAAGGAUUCUCUGGGAGGAGGGGGACAGUCUAGGAGGAGGGCAUGUGGCGGUGGGAGUGGAGUAUCUGGAUGAAGCCGGAAAGGUGCAGACUGCUAUGACCCGCAAAGAAGUGAUAUUGUCAGCUGGGGCGCUGCGGACGCCUCCCAUCCUCGAAGCAUCGGGUGUUGGCGACGCGGUUCGGCUCAAGGGACUCGGGAUAGAGACGAGAAUCGACCUUCCCGGGGUGGGAGAGAACCUGCAGGACCAGCCGAAUGUGGCGCUGCUGUACACGGGCAAUCUCAAUAUCUCGGGGUACUCGCCGUAUGCCACGUUUGUAACGGCAUCACAGCUCUUUGGCGAAAAUUUCGAGGAUAUAGCUGCAACAACACUCUCCUCCAUACCAGCCUGGGCUGAAUCACUCGCCUCAUCCUCAACAAACAACCUCAACAGCAGCGCGAUAAAACAUAUCCUCACCCUGCAGCACACCCUUAUCUUCAAAUCCAACGUAACCAUCGCAGAAAUCCUCACCAGCGCGUCCGGAACCACCCUCCUCUCGGCCUUCUGGCUCCUCCUCCCUUUCUCCCGGGGCAGCGUGCACCUCUCAUCCACAGAAGACAAAGACAUAGACGCCCCCAGCAUCGACCCGAACUUCUUCCAGGUGGACUUUGAUCUCCAGACCGAGCUGGCGAUAGGGAAGCUGGCGCAAGCAUUCUGGAACCAGGGGCCCGCGAAGAGUCUGCAACCGGUUCCCAUUCCUGGCAGGGCAUUGGAGGGUAAUGCAACGGAUACAGAAUGGACGGCGUUUAUUAAAGAGAUUUUCGGGCCGAAUUACCACCCCAUCGGGACCGCGAGUAUGAUGGCUCGGGAGCUGGGGGGCGUCGUCGAUUCGCGGCUCAAGGUCUACGGCACGGAGAAUGUCAGGGUCGUUGAUGCGUCGGUGAUUCCGCUGCAGGUGAGUGGGCAUCUCACGGCGACGUUGUAUGCGUUGGCCGAGCGGGCGGCGGAUAUCAUACUGUGUAGGACAUAA
Molecule: messenger RNA, 1767 nt
Organism: Aspergillus pseudoviridinutans
Lineage: Eukaryota; Fungi; Ascomycota; Eurotiomycetes; Eurotiales; Aspergillaceae
Product: GMC family oxidoreductase
Exons: 3
Coding region: 1-1767 (588 amino acids)
Molecular function (GO): oxidoreductase activity, acting on CH-OH group of donors; flavin adenine dinucleotide binding
Source: RefSeq, a predicted model, not a curated record